AUGCUUGGCUCUGGAAAAAGCAGUGGUAUGGUGAAUGAGGCCACCAACCUCAAAGCCAAUCAAAACCUCACCUCGGCAAUUGAAGAAAUGUCCACACGGGAAUAUAUGAAGAAUCGCGAUAUGGACGAUGUCGUCCCCACACACCGUCGACACGUAGACGAUAUGCCGAAGCGCAACAACGGCGUGCCUGUGUACAACCCCGCCGCAGAGAAAAUACAAGAUCGACUGGAGCGCGGCGUUGUGCACGAGGAGGAUAUCGCCGCCGCCGCCGACGACGAUGAUGAACUGUUGGAACUCCGCCGGAAGCGCAUGGCCCAAAUGCAGAAAUUACACGCGAAGGAGGCGGAGUGGCGGCAGAAACAACACGGGCAAUAUCGCGAGAUCUCACAAGAUGAGUUCUUCAACACUGUUGUGCGGGAGAAGGGCGGGAGUGAGGAUGUGUGUGUGCACUUCUACCACAAGGACUUUGAGACCUGCCGGGUGAUGGACAGCCGCCUCCAACAACUCGCCCUGUCGAUGAUGGCCGUGAAGUUUGUGAAGAUCGAUGCGGAGAAGUCGCCUUUUCUUGUGGAGCGGCUGCGCAUUCAAACACUGCCGUGCUGUGUACUCUUUCACAAUGAUGUUGCGGUGGAUCGCAUUUAUGGAUUUGACGGCUGCAUGACCGAGGACGGUUCACUCGACACUGGACUGCUGCGAGAGCGCAUCACACACGCCAUGCACAUGGGAGAGGAAUGA
Messenger RNA from Trypanosoma theileri, 735 nucleotides. RefSeq names its product Thioredoxin domain-containing protein. Lineage: Eukaryota; Euglenozoa; Kinetoplastea; Trypanosomatida; Trypanosomatidae. The record is from RefSeq and is a predicted model, not a curated record. Gene Ontology annotation, cellular component: cytoplasm. The transcript has a single exon. Gene Ontology annotation, biological process: microtubule cytoskeleton organization. The coding region runs from base 1 to 735 and encodes 244 amino acids.